GGUACUGUUUUCGGUUAUUCACGUGAUGUUUAUUGUUUUUGCAUGGAGUGUAGAGUUUAUUGUUUUUGCAUGGAGUGUAGAGUUUAUUGUUUUUGCAUGGAGUGUAGAGUUUAUUGUUUUUGCAUGGAGUGUUCAGUUUAUGUGUUUAAAUAAAUACCGUGGACACUUACCACUCCGCAUAUUGGGCCUCCGAUCCUUCUCGCCUCUCCUUUUCAGACGAAGAGGAGGAAAGCCAUUACAGCAGUAGACAUUUAGUAAAUGUGAAGUGGCGCUUUAUAAUUACGUAUACCUUCAAAAUGAUUCAUUCGGCAAUCAUCAGUUAUUCAAAAAACACUGUUUCCAUCAUCAUUUGUCGCAAUAAAGUUCUACUAAAGAAAAAUCCACCCCUGUUGAACAGAUACAAAUGUUAUCAAUCUUUAGAACAUUUAUCCUAUAUCUGCCGUUUCCAUUACACAUGUCUUUUUGGGUCAAUGGAAACCUGCCUACUGUUCAUAGUGAUGGAUCUGCUGAGCAGGACAGACCCAAGCAAAGUGAACCUGGAUGAGCCUAAAGCUGACCAAAUUCUCACCCUCACCAACAAUAUGCUGCUACUCAUCCACUCCCAGACCCCCAUUACCAAGAGACUCAUCAAGAGCUAUUCUACAGAGGUGUCCCUGGACCCAGAGACAGCGCACCCCAAGCUGGUCAUCUCCCUGCACGGUGACAGUGUCACCUACACAGACACCUGGCAGGAACUACCAGAGCUCCCAGGACGCUUUGACACCACCCUCAAUGUGAUCAGCCUGCAGGGUUUCAGCUCCGGGCGUCACUACUGGGAGAUAGAUGUGGCUGGGAAGACUUACUGGGAGCUGGGCCUCACCUACCCCACCAUCUCCCGCAAGGGCCGGGCCGAGGACUGCUGGCUGGGUCGCGGCUCUGACUCCUGGGCCAUGGAAUUCUUUGACGGGGAGUACACAGCCUGGCACGGUGGGGUGCCCCACCAGCUGCCUGUCACGAAACACUUAAGCCGUAUUGGGGUCCUGUGUAGUUUCCCAGCGGGCCUAGUGUCUUUCCUGGGGGCGGACAGCAUGACCCCUCUGUUCUCGUUUUGUGUGGGGGCGUUCAAGGACUGUCUCCACCUGGCAUUGUGCCCAGGUCACGACCACAACGGAAGUGAUACUGCUACAAACAAGUUCCAAACACAACCACUAUUACUGCCUAGAUCCACCAGCCUGGACUACCGGACGACGGGUCCAGAACGACGAUCCGCAACCAGGACAUCCCCUGGCUAUUCUUGUGGUGGUCUGCAACUUUCAGAAAUCCUACCAGGGUAAACCACGAUGAUCCACAAACCAGGACAUCCUGUUGUCAUUUUUGUGUUAAUUUCAACUUGCAGAAUCCUUCCAAGAUUGAACCUACCAGAGGGAGACUGUCAUGACUGUCCUGUGAGGAUCCGAAUGGGUCAGAUCAGCUGUGCAAUGGAUGACAGUAACCAGACUCUCUUUCACCCAUAGAGGGGGAGAGGAGGGAGCUGGUGGAGGGUUGACACCUUCCACCCUGUUGUAGAUUAAAGGAGAGGAAAUCCAGAGAACAUCCCUCUCCAAAUCCACGCAGGAAUGUUCCUUUGUCUACCCGAAACUCUAACACAUUCUAAAGCGAAUACUGGAACAAUAUUUCUAACAUAAGAACGUGGGGAAUGGUCAGUGGUAAUCUAAAUAAUAAUAAUGUCAUAUAGGUUGUUAUUUUGUGAUAUCAUUAAAGGUUAUAAAGGAAAUACUGUAUAUACAGUAUAGACUACAUGUACAAAGUCUCCAUCCUAUACUUCGUAUAUGAAAUAUGAAACAUUUUCAAAGUCUUUUUGUUAAGAUAAGAAUGUGAUUUUAAGAGAUCAUUUGUCUUCUAUAAAAUUUGCACAGUAGGUAUCCAAGCCCCGAAAGACGCGAGAAGCUCGCCUCCCGGACAAUCACAGUAACGCUGAUUAGCUGUCCUUAGUUAAAAAUCUAGAAAAAUGAAUUUAAGUAGGACCAUUCUACUACUCUUCAAACCAUCCUAUUCUACUACUCUUCUCGAAUCACCGUAUUCUACUACUCGUAUCACCAAUGGGAACCGUCAACACCGCUGGCUAGCCUAUCUUCCAAGGAGCAUCUUCCAGAGGGAACAACAGCAGAAGACUGGGGAGGAGUGAUCCCUUUUGGACAAUCAGAGCCUUACAACCGUGCCGCUGAAAGGCCCAACACCCUUCCUAAGGAGAGCUGGUUCCAACAGAGAUCCACGGUGAACGAAGACAUUUAAAAGUAAAUGCAUUCAUGAUUUCUUACUCCAAACGGGCAGCAGUUCAUGUGCAAAAUAAUGAUUACUGUGAGAAUAGUUGCUAAAAUGUGACUCACCACCUGGAUUUGGUCUUAUGUAGCAAAAUGUGAAAUUCGAUUUUUUACAUUGGAUAAAAGUAGAGACUCAGAGGAACAAUGGGAAAGUAAUGCUGAUUUGAAAGUUGAUCAACAUAUAAACUCACUUUUGAGAAAAUCGCCUUUGAAUGUUUUGGUAUCACACCCUCUUAAGCUUUAGCCCCACCCAUCUGGUUUCACUCUCGGAGCACACACUUGAUGCUCUGGCUGAUGCUUAGUUUACCUCUCGAUAACAUGAAAACAGCCUAACCAGCUCUGCUGGCAACAAUUUCAUUACGCUUUUUUUCAGACGUUUACUGACACCAGCCAUAUUCAGUGGGUGUUGUACACACGUCACUUAAUGUUAGCUAAAGAGCCAGCCAGCUAACGUUAGCUAGUUUACCAACAAUGAACAAAGUGCCAGCAAUGCCAAACACUAGACUCUAACUAGAAAAGCAAACAGCUCUGGGAAACAAAUAAUAACGUCCGCUAGGGAGCCAACCAUCUAACGUUAGCUAGCUAGCUAACAGUACACUUUAGCUUAAGACAUAAGACAUAUAACUAGCUAGGUAAAUAAUGAACAACAUUUAAGAUCACACAUGUCAUGUAACGUUAGCUAAUGAGCCAGCCAGUUAACGUUAGCUAGUUAAACAACAAUAAAUAAAGUGCCAACAAUGCCACAGUGCUGGAAGCUAACCAACCAGGUCCAAUGUUAGCUAGCUAACAUUAGGCUCUAACUAGAAAAGCAAACGGCUCUGGGAAACAAGUAAUAACGUCAGCUAGGGAGCCAGCCAGCUAACAGUACACUUUCUGUCAAAAUUAGAAACGUGUAAUAUCUGAAAAUGUAGCUAGCUAACGCUAGACUAUCUUACCUGUAUACAUCAUCAUGCAUGAUGCCGGAUGCAUCUCCCUCUCAGGAAUGCCAUACCACGGUUACCCUUAGUUUGAAGAUGUAAUCCGGAGACAGGUGUUUUCUCCAUCUCUUUACAUGCUGACUACACCGCUUGCGUUGCGUGCGCUCGCGUUGCAAAAUAAAUGUAAACAUAAAUGUUAUUAAAUUAUUACACCCACACUGCUCGUGCGCCAACUAGCGUCUGCAUUGCCACGGGCUAAAAUAGAAGUCAGUUCUAUUUGUGAUGCUGAUUGCGCUGAAAGUCCUGCCUCUCCCAUCUCCUCAUUGGUUUAUAGAAGCGGAUACCCACGCGCCAUCUCCUCAUUGGUUAUACCCACGUGGGUGACUGAAGAUGAACGGAGGUCGGUGGUGGUAAUACACGUUAUGAACGUUAGUUGCCAAUCGCCAUAUAAGUCCAAAGAAGAAAAGGCCCGGAAGGAGGAGAGAUGACUAGAAAUUAUUUGGUUGACCGUUUUAAGUGUGGAUUAAUUGUCGGAGUAGAGGACCUUGUCCAUUUCAGGUAAAAUAACAUUUAUAUCCCAGGACAAAUUUGCCAGCAAGCUAGCUAGCUAAAUUGCCUUAAAUGUUUCAUGUUUAAUAUAAUUGGUUCAGUUUUUUAUAUAUUUUAACCUACGUGUCGUGAUCGCGUUUGUUGUGGGGGGACAAAAUCAAUUUGCGCAUGAUGGCGCAUGAUGGCGCAUGAUGGCGCGUGGCCAGUUAGGGUACAGCAUUAGCUAUCAUACUAUAAUUCAACUGAUUUCAAAGCUUGAUCCUCAACCAACAAGGCUCGUAAUUUAACAUUUGUAUUCAUAUUUACAGAUGGCAUACAAGUUUGUAAUUAAGGCACAUGAAAGUUCACAUGUUCAAGAAGGGUUUUCUGCCAACAAAUGCAUUUUGAUUAAAAAAUAUAUUUACGUUCAAACGGCUCUCCUGUGAAGUCGUGACUUGCGACAUAUGCCUAGUUUCAUGAAUUGGGUCACAAAUGUAUCAACAAUAAGUGUCUCUUUCUCUCCAUCCACCAUAUGUUAUGUCAGUCCACUAGGGACCUUUUCUCAUGUAUUAAUAAGUGUGUAUGUUUAUUCUGUCUCAU
Messenger RNA from Oncorhynchus keta (chum salmon), 4345 nucleotides. Its product is annotated as probable E3 ubiquitin-protein ligase TRIML1. Lineage: Eukaryota; Metazoa; Chordata; Actinopteri; Salmoniformes; Salmonidae. The transcript has 5 exons. Gene Ontology annotation, molecular function: protein binding. The coding region runs from base 297 to 1313 and encodes 338 amino acids. The record is from RefSeq and is a predicted model, not a curated record.